Molecule: messenger RNA, 2826 nt
Organism: Puccinia triticina
Lineage: Eukaryota; Fungi; Basidiomycota; Pucciniomycetes; Pucciniales; Pucciniaceae
Exons: 5
Coding region: 1-2826 (941 amino acids)
Molecular function (GO): GTPase binding
Source: RefSeq, a predicted model, not a curated record
AUGAGCCAAGAAGACUACAUCGACCCACUCAUCGCACUCGCACCCACCCCAGCCAACCUAUCGAGACUAGCAGCAAACCAGAACCACCACGAACAGAUCUCCAGGGUCUUCACCACCGCCUAUCUCAGAGCAGCCAGCACCGGGGACAGCGACCUGCUCGAAUGGCUGCUCUCAACAAACAGACAGCAGCAGACCACCCCCCCUGACGGUCAAACCACCACCACGACCAGCCCGAUCCUCAGGCAGGGCCAGCCGAGACAGUGGAUCGAGCUCGACGCCAGGGACGAAGACGGCUCGCCGGCUAUCAUCCUCGCCGCUGCAUUCGGACAUGCCGAGGCAGUCAGGGCCAUCGUGGACGGGCUGGGCGACCAAGUCGUCGACAGGAGAGAUGCUGUCGGCUGGACCGCCCUGCACUGGGCUGCCCGGAACGGCGACCUGACCAUCGUCUCAUACUUGCUCAACCAUGGCGCAUCCACCUCGCUCGUCUCAUUCACCGACCGGCUCCCAUCCGAACACCCCUCCUCAACCCUCCCCUCCCACCUCCACAGCCGCGUCUCCUCAUCCUGCUCCACCUCCACCUACGCCGGCUCAGACACCCGCUCACUCGCCCCAAGCGACCACGACUCCGCCUCCACCACCACCACCCCACGCCGCCAUCCCAAGCGGAGGCGGCGGACCAGGGCUCGCGGGCUCCGGCCCUACGAUCUCGCCAAGAGGGACGAGCAGGGAGAGACGAUCCGGGAAAUCCUCAGGAUCGCUGAACAGGCUAAAUCAUCAUCAUCAUCAACAGCCACAACCUCCAACCUCAACCCACACUCUCGGUGUAACUCUCAAGCCUCGAUACGCAGCCUCAGACUGGCCGAGAUCCAGUCCGAGGCCGACCUGGCGAAAUCUGAAGCCAAGAAGAUCAUCCAGCUCGCCAGACUAGCCUCCAAAACACUCGAGAUCGACCCCAGCCUACUAGGACUAGAGCCCGAUCCGGCCACCGAGAACAAACCCACCCACCAUCAUCCUAGCCUUCAUACACAACAGCAGCAACAGCAGAGCCAGCCGACGAUCAGUGGUCUCAUGGCCAGCUUUCACGAAGAAUGGGAGCAGGAGCAGCGCGCAGAAGAGUUCGAGUGGGAGCACUGCCAGCCGGACCAGAUGCUCGUCUGCUCACUCGAAGAACUCGAAGGCAUCUUCGAGGCGGUCAUCAGGACCAUCGAGCCUCGCCAGGCCAGAUCGGACCGCUCGGUGCCCGCGAACGUCCUGUUCUUCUGCGCCCGUUUUGCAGCCCACAUGGGGCCCAUCGAACUACUAGAAGAAGUCUUGCUAGGCGCCGUCGAUCGGAUAGAGGAAAUGAUCUUUGCUCGCCAGGAGAAUAUGGCCAACUCGACCUUCUGGCUGUUCAACGCAAUCUGUUUACUGUACUACAUCAGACGAGAACCCUUGCUAAAGGAGCUGACAGAGCCAGACAUCCAGCUGCACCUCGAAGACCUGGUAAACGAGAUCUACGUGUUUAUCAUCCGGGAUGCCGAGCGGCGGCUGGACAAGCUGAUCGACUCGACCAUCCUCGACUUCGAGCCCCUGCCGGAGAUGGCCGUCGAGUUCGAGCCCGAAGGCUCCUGGCGCUUCGUCCGCGCACUGACUGUCAAACGCAACCGGACCACCUCCUUCAGACCCUCCAUCCCUCGCUUCAACACCAAAGACUCGACCAGCAGCGAUAGUCCUGCCCUCCUCCCCGCCAAACCACCCAGCUCGGCUCUCAACCCGCCCAGCUUGUUGUCUGGACACGGCCCCCGAACAACGAGCGCACCCCACCACCCCUCCUCCCCAUUCUCCCAACCACAACCACACCGGCAACACUCAUCACUAUCACCAUCAUUAAAAAGCCCCAAGCUGAUCACCGAUCUGCUCUCGUCGGUGCUCUUUGUGCUCCAAGCGUACGAGAUCCACGGCUCGGUGAUCGUGCAGAUCUUCUCGCAGAUCUUCUACUGGCUGGGAUGCGAGACAUUCAACCGGAUAAUCUCGCGACGAAAGUAUCUGUGUCGGUCGAAGGCGAUGCAGAUCAAGCUGAACGUGACUUCGAUCGAGGAAUGGGCGCUCGGGAACCGCCUACCUUCGGGGGUGGUCCGGAAACACUUCGAGCCCCUAGGCCAGCUGCUGAAGUGGGUCGAGUGUCUGUCCGCCAGCGGGGCCCAGUCGUUCGACCAGCUCAUCGAGAUCGUGUGUAGUCUCAAGACGCUCAACCCGGCCCAACUGCUCAAGGUCUCGAGGGACUAUCGCUUCGAGGUCGACGAGCCCAAGCUGUCGGAGGAGUGUCGCCAGUACCUCGUCCAGACCCAGCAGGACUGGGACCGGCGCCGGAUCCAACGGGUCUCCGAGCUCGAGCUGGUCGACCAACAACACUCCUCCUGCCCCUCCUCCCCGUCGAGUCCGACCAAGGGGACAACGGAGGCGAAGAAGGACGACGGAUUAGCCCAGGCGAUCGCGGCCAUCGACCGGGCCUUCGGGGGCGAAGAUGAGGAGGCCUAUGGGCGGUACGAGCCCCCGGUGGCGCCGGAGUGUCUCGGCGAGCUGCUCGACUCGCGCCAGAUGCUGCCCUUCGGCCUGCCCUCCUCGACGGAGGUCUUGCUCCGGUUCAGGAAAACCGUGCCCUUCGGAAGCCUCAAGACUUACCUGAUCCCGGAUGAGCCGAAGCCUGGCAAGGACGACCGGGCGGCUCAGAAGACGCCCCGCAUACCGGCCCCCGUCGCCUCCGGAUCCGUCGUCCCUAUCGUCCCCUCUCACGUCCUCAAACGCAUCGACCGGUGCUUGUUUAAGGCUAGCACGGCCGCCACUUGA